GAUGAAAUGAAAUUUCAAUUUUAUAUGGCGUCGUUUGACGUGUCCGUCGUUUUCUAAUUUUUUCCACAUUUUUACUAAAAAAAUUAUCAAUAUUUAAUCAUUUUGUAUUCUUUUAUAGGAAAUAUAAGGCCGAUUACCAGUUCAUAAACUGCAUUUACCCAUUUCCCAUAUAUAUUUUUCCUAGUAUUUUCUAAGUUAAAUAAAUAAAUAUGGGUGAUAGUGAUGAUGAAUAUGAUAGGAAAAGGAGGGACAAAUUUAGGGGGGAACGAGCAGAAGCCAGCUAUAGAGGCGCCGAAAGGGUAGCACGUCCCAGAGACGAUUGGACAGAACGUGAAACUUGGUCUCGCCCUAGACCUAGAGAAUACAGGCCUAGAGAUCGUGGAUAUUCUCCCAGUAUGGAACCUACAGCAAAGAGAAUUCGUCAUGAUUAUUAUGGCGGGGAAGGGUAUUACAAUCAUUAUACACCUUAUCACCAAGCAGCUCACAGUUUUCAAAGAAGUUUUUUCUUCAGAGAGCCUCCUCCGGGUGCGGCUCAGGCCGAGGGGCAACAGCCCCCUAUGAUGUCGUUUAAGGCGUUCUUAGCCACCCAGGACGAUAACAUCAGUGACAGUGAGGCUAUUGAGAAAUACAAUGACUAUAAACUGGAGUUCCAAAGGCAACAGUUGAAUGAGUUCUUUGUUGCGCACAAGGACGAUGAGUGGUUCAGAUUGAAAUACCAUCCUGAAGAUUCAGUUAAACGCAAAGCUGAACAGGCAGCAGCAUUACAGAGAAGACUAAGAGUGUUUUCCGAUUUGUUCAAAGCCGGAAAAAUUGAUAAUACAACUGUAGACUGUUACCAAACUACCAAUCUUCUUAAAUUGUUGGAUACAGUGGUUAUUAAACUCGAAGGAGGUACAGAUGAAGAUUUGGAGCUUUUGGAAAAAGAAUAUGAAGAAAUGGAGGCAAAAUAUAGAGAGCAGAAAGAAAAAGAGGCUGCAGCAGAGAAAGCUAAAGAAGCAAGAGCCGCCGAAGAGGCAAGAAAGAAAGAAGAAAAAGGGACCGAGGUUAAAAUAAAACAAGAACCAGAGGAAAAGAAAACUAAUGGUGAACAGUCUGAUCCUAAAAAUGACGAUGCAAAAUCGGAUAAAGAAGAGGGAGAAGCAGAUGAUAAAGUAGAGAAUGAAGAAAAGCCUGAAGAAAAUAAUGUUCAAAAUGAUGAAGAAAAGGAAAAAGAAAAAGACGAAGUUGAAAAAGAAACUGUCGAGCCGGAGCCAGAAGAAAAGAAAGAGGAACCCAUGGAAGGAGUUGAAGAAGAAGAACAAGAAAAAGAAAAGGAAACAGAAGAGCCCCCAAAAGAAAAAGAAGAAGAAGAGGCUCCUGAAGAACAGAAAGAAGAGCCAGAGGAAAAGAAAGAGCCUGCAAAGGAAAAGAAGAGGAAACGAUCAUACUCUGGGAGUGGCAGUAGCAGUUCUUCUUCAGGUUCAAGUAGUUCUAGCGAUGAUGAAGAUGAAGAAAAAGAAACAAAAAAUAACGAUGAAGGAAAGAAAAAAGAAGUGGUGGAAGAAGAAGAUAAGUCUAAGGAAAAGGAAAAGGAAGAAACAGUUGUAGAAACGAUUGAGUUGGUCUCUGAUGACAGUAAACCGGAAAAACCGAAGGCUUUGCAUAAAACGACGUCGAUAUUCUUGAGGAACUUGGCUCCGACUAUCACCAAACAAGAAGUUGAAGCCAUUUGUGCUAGGUAUGAUGGAUUUUUGCGUGUGGCAUUGGCCGAUCCUCAGCCAGAACGUCGAUGGUUGCGUCGUGGAUGGGUGACUUUUAAGAGAGACGCUAACAUCAAAGAAAUAUGCUGGAAUCUGAAUAAUAUUAGGUUAAGGGAAUGUGAGCUGGGAGCCAUUGUUAAUAGGGAUUUAAGCAGAAGGAUUAGACCUGUCAACGGAAUUGUCGCCCAUAAGCAAGUUGUUCGAUCUGACAUCAGAAUCGCCGCUAAAGUUACCCUUCAUCUAGAUUCCAAAGCCAGUUUGUGGGUGGACGAAGAAGAAAAGAAAGACAAACCACAACAGACUUUUGGUCUUGUAUCCAACAAUCCUGUGCUACACAACAUCACUGACUACCUCAUUGAAGAAGCGAGUGCUGAGGAAGAGGAACUUUUAGGGUUAGAGCCGACCUCUGAGAAUCAAGAGGCUGUAUCGACUGUGGACAGAGAUGAAAAUCUCAUAAAAGUUUUGGACAGAAUCGUUUUGUACUUGAGAAUCGUACAUUCGGUCGACUAUUACAACCAUUGCGAGUACCCGAAUGAGGACGAGAUGCCGAACAGGUGCGGAAUUCUGCACGCCAGAGGCCCCCCGCCCACUUCCAAGACCGACAUGACUCAGUUUAUCGGAGCUCCGGUGGAAGGGAAAAUGUCGAACUUUUUGCCGGAGAAACCCAAGGAGGAGAAAGACAAAAACGAGGCGAAGCUGGUCGCUAUGGCGCUGAAGAACGUCGAUACGGAGGUGGACAAGUUCGUGCAGGCCAAUACCAGAGAGUUGUCGAAGGAUAAAUGGUUGUGUCCUUUGUCUGGAAAGAAAUUUAAAGGUCCCGAUUUCGUUCGCAAACACAUUUUCAACAAACACUCUGAGAAAAUUGAGGAAGUUAAAAAAGAAGUGGAAUUUUUCAACAAUUAUUUGAAAGAUUCAAAAAGACCAAUGCUGGCUGAAGCUCCUCAUCCAAAACGAGAAGAAGCGCCUUCCUAUAGCCACCAAGGGUAUGGCGGUGGAUAUGGUAUGGGCGGUUUUAACCGACCCCAACCGUUUUAUAAUCAAGGUUUUGCGCCGAGAUCUCGUGGUUAUGCCCCCAGAGCACGAGGUGGUCCAACUGACUUUGGCAGACCGAUCAUACAUUACAGGGACCUGGACGCCCCCAGGGAGCCAGAGGAAUUUAUUUAAGAUAAUAUAUUUAUCUUGUUAGUUACAAGUUUAGUAUGGAAUCAAGGUGGAGUUUGUGAAUAUUAUUUUGUAUGUUUUUAUUUAAUUGUAACUGACUCAACUUUUAAUAAACACACUAGAUAUAAUAUUUUUGGUUUU
This is a messenger RNA of Sitophilus oryzae (rice weevil), 3041 nucleotides long. RefSeq names its product serrate RNA effector molecule homolog (gene Ars2). The transcript has 18 exons. The coding region runs from base 210 to 2903 and encodes 897 amino acids. Gene Ontology annotation, molecular function: nucleic acid binding. Lineage: Eukaryota; Metazoa; Arthropoda; Insecta; Coleoptera; Curculionidae. Gene Ontology annotation, biological process: primary miRNA processing; mRNA processing. The record is from RefSeq and is a predicted model, not a curated record. Gene Ontology annotation, cellular component: nuclear body.